This is a messenger RNA of Camelina sativa (false flax), 1848 nucleotides long. RefSeq lists its product as uncharacterized. The record is from RefSeq and is a predicted model, not a curated record. Lineage: Eukaryota; Viridiplantae; Streptophyta; Magnoliopsida; Brassicales; Brassicaceae.
UGGAAAAAAAAAUCUGAAACGCAACUUUGGUGGUAUUGUGAAUUCUAGCGUUUUCUCUCAUCGCAUCUUCUUCUAUUUCUUCAUCUUUGACCCCAAAACUUUGCAAAUCUGCUUCAGGUUUAAUUAACUUUUGAUGUUGUCAAUCCCGUUGGAAUCAGCUUGGAAGCUUUCUGGGAAGUUCUAUGUUUGAAGUUCAUAGCACCAACAGCUUCUUAGUGUAGGGGAUGUUUUGUUAACUCUGAAAAGUUGCCCUCCUUGUAAGCAAAACAUAUAGCCUAGGCAUUGGCAAAUCGCUCAGUUCUUGGAGAAUUUCUUCGGAAUUUAGAAACUUGUUCACUACAAACAUUGAAUGAUAAGGAUACACGACAGGCAUGGAGUGCAACAAGGACGAGGCGGCAAGGGCAAAAGAUAUUGCAGAGAUGAAGUUCAAAAUGAAAGACAUUGCUGGGGCAAAGAAGUUUGCUUUGAAAGCUCAGAGUCUGUAUCCAGAGAUAGAAGGUAUUUCUCAGAUGUUAGCAACUUUGGAUGUGUAUAUCGCUGCAGAUAACAAAGUAAAAGAGGAUGUAGACUGGUAUGGAAUACUCAAUGCAAGUCCGCACGAUAAUUAUGAAACGUUGAAGACAAAGUACAGGAAGCUUGCUCUAAUGAUUCACCCCGAUAAAAACAAUUCUGUUGGAGCUGAAGGAGCAUUCAAGCAUGUUUCUGAAGCUUGGAAAUUCUUGUCAGACAAGGAUCAGAGAGCAGCUUAUGAUCGUAGGAGAAGUUUGCACUCAGUUUAUCAGAAGGUCUCAGUUUCAGCUUCUAAUAAUGGUUUCUGCAAUUUUGCAAAGACUACUUUCACUACAAAUGCGAGGACGCCGGCCCAGAAGAGCAAUCCGCCAGCCCAGAAGAGCAAUCCGCCAACCCAGAAGAAAAAUCCGCAAAAGCCAGUUGGUGAUACACAGAAAACAGGACGGACUGAUCAUCAGACAACAAAACCGAGCUCAUUUACUGCAUCUGGGUCAUCAGACCAAUCAAAGCCAGAUACUUUUUGGACAGUCUGCAGGAGAUGCAUGAUGCAGUACGAGUAUCUAAGAGUUUAUGUCAACUGUAGCCUUCGGUGUCCUAAUUGUCUACAAUCGUAUUUGGCAGUAGAAGUCCCUAAACCAGGUAUAUCAAGCCGUUGGAGUAGUUUCAGCCGUCUAAAGCGAAACCUGGAUCCAAAGUCAGCUGCAAACCACAAUACUACUUCAGGUUCGUUUAAUAACUCCAAGUGGACUUUUUCAAGAACCAGCAAUGCAGCUCAUGCUGCAAGUUUGGUUCAACAGGCUUAUGAGAAGGUAAAGAAAGAACGCGAGCAAGCGAAAGCAACUGCGAGAAGAGAAAAGAAGAAUGCCAAAAGGAAGAGCACAACUGAUUCUUCUGCUUCUGGUAGUUCGGUUAAAAAGAGGAAAGUGCGUGGAGAAACUGAUAUCUGUUGCUCUAGUGGAAGAAAUGUCACUUACCAUGUGACUAGUGAAACCGGAAACAACAUGGGGAAGUUAGAACAUGGAACGAAAGAGAGAGAGGAGAAGUUGCCUCCUAGAAGAACCCAGAGAAAGACUGGCAAGGUGGAUGUAACAAGAGAAGUAAAGCCCUGUUAGCAUUCUGACUUGGUUGAGGGAGGUUUGAUUAUGCAGGCAUAAUUGUGUGAUUGAUGGAUUCUCCACUCUCCAGGCUAUAUAACCAGUCAGUAGGAUGUAUUUUGUAAGUUGGUGUCAUUCGUUAAUCUUUUGGUUCUAACAUUGUAGAGAGGGAUGAUGAGUCUUUUUGGGCAGAGGUCACAAACUGCUUUCCAGAAAUUUUAUAACAGACUCAGUGUUGUGUCAA